Lucilia sericata (common green bottle fly) is the source of this 7190-nucleotide messenger RNA. RefSeq names its product low-density lipoprotein receptor-related protein 6 (gene arr). Gene Ontology annotation, molecular function: protein binding. Bases 678 to 6254 code for a protein of 1858 amino acids. The record is from RefSeq and is a predicted model, not a curated record. The transcript has 8 exons. Lineage: Eukaryota; Metazoa; Arthropoda; Insecta; Diptera; Calliphoridae.
GUUCAGUCAACAACGUUUUCGGAGAGUUUGCGGUCGUUUUAAGAAACGCGUUUAAUUGUAAUAAAAAAUCUAACUAUAAGAAUUUAAUAUCGGAUAUAUAAACAAAAAAUCAAACUGUUAUAUUAAUUUCUAUCAAUAAAAGUGUUAAGUGUCAAUAAAUAUUAAAAUAAGAUAAAAUUAAAGUCUAAAAAACUAAAACAAAAUGCCGCAGCAUUCUUAAUUAAAACAAACGAAAAUCUAGACAAAACAAAAUAAGCAAAAAUCACAUUACAGCAAUUUAAGUGAAAAGAAAAGCAACAAAAUAGAUUUUUAGCUUAAAUAAUAACUAAAAAAGACAUUUUCAGUUCUUCUUCAGUUCAUUGGUUUUUUAAGCAAGAUUUGUGGAAAUGUAUUAAUAACUAAUAAUUUGAUACAACAAAUAGUUAUAUGUGAAAUGUGUACAAUUGUAAUUGGGAAAAUGCAUUAGAAAUUCUAAGUGAAUAGUGAUUUACAAGUGAAUGAUUUAUAAAAGCACAUGUCUGGAAGCAGAUCAAAAAAACUAAAAAGUCGUUUUAAAAAAUGUAUUUAAAGAAUUCUACUUAAAUUGAAACGAAACAUAAUUUUUUUUACAAAAUUGACAAGUAACAACUAAAAAACAACAAAUUGGCUGGCUUAAAAGGCCUACAAUUUAGUAAGCCAUGGCUUACGACGACAAUAAGUCAUAUCUAUCAACAACAAAAACAUCCACAUCAACGACAGCAACAAUUGCCACAAAUAUUUUGGCUUUAAGACUUUUAAAUUGCCAUAAAUUGUCAAAUUUACAAAAGUCAAAGAGCAACCAUAACAACGAGCUGAAUCGAGCAAACGACAAGGAAGUGGAGGAGAAGGAGGAGCUAAAUAAGGAGGUCAUUAGCAAUUUUAAAAUACAUAAAAAUACAAUAAAAUCUCAAAAUGUGACAAAAUGUACACAUUUAAUUGCAACAACUAAUAAAAAGUAUUUGCCGCAACAAAAAAUUUCCACCAUAUUAAAACCAUUAACAACAACUGCAGCAAAAACAACAACAUUGUCAUCAUGUAAUGAAACAAAUUUAUCUUGUUUUUGCGUUUCCAAUAACAGCAAUUCCAACACAUCCACAUCAUCAACUACCACCACCUCCACCAUAUCUGCCAAUAACAAAAAACACCUUAGUACCGUCAUUAAACCAACAACAACCAUUACAACCACAUCAUGUACACCAAAAAUAAGAACAACAACAGUAGCAGCAGCAGCAGCCGCAGUAACAGCUUCAACAAAAACAACACAAAUUUCUAUUACAACUUGGAGCAACACCUUUAACUGCACAUCGUUACGUUUCAUUAUCUUAGUUUUAUAUUUAAUUUUAACGAGCUGUGUUGGCGUUAGUUUGCAAUUAAAAAAUGUACAUACGAGUCUAACAUCUGUAUCGUCAUCAUUAUCGUCGUCUUCCACCUUCUAUAAUACACCUGCCACCCUACUCUUCACCACAUAUCAUGACAUACAGGUGGCAAAUAUAACAAAACCCACCGGUGGACCACAAAUAGAUGUUCUUGUCAAAGAUCUCACCGAAACAAUGGCCAUUGAUUUUUACUAUGCAAAAAAUUUAAUCUGCUGGACCGAUUGUGGUCGUGAAAUAAUCGAGUGUGUUAAUGUAAAUACAACCGGGUCGAUAUUGAAGGCACCCAAACAAACUGUGAUAUCAACUGGUUUAGAUAAACCGGAAGGUUUGGCCAUUGAUUGGUAUACGGAUAAAAUCUAUUGGACAGAUGGUGAAAAGAAUCGCAUAGAGGUGGCAACGCUGAAUGGUAAAUACCAGAAAGUAUUAUUUUGGACAGAUCUCGAUCAGCCAAGAGCCAUAGCUCUAGUACCUGCUAAGAAAUUCUUGAUAUGGACAGACUGGGGUGAAUAUCCGAAAAUAGAAAGGGCCAGCAUGGAUGGUGACCCCCUAACACGCAUGACUUUGGUUAAAGAUAAUAUAUUUUGGCCAAAUGGUUUGACGGUGGAUUUAAAAAAUGAUUUGAUUUACUGGGCCGAUGGCCAUUUGAAAUUUAUAGAUGUUAUGAAACUAGAUGGCAGUAAUCGUAGGAAUAUUGUUAAUAAUCUAAAAUAUCCCUAUAGUUUGACCUACUUCGAUAGUCGUCUUUAUUGGACAGACUGGGCUCAGGGUUCGUUAAAUGUUUACGAUUUGAAAUCUAAGGAAAUGAAAGAGUUGAUAGAUACCCCAGAAGCUCCCAAUUCCGUACGCACUUGGGAUCCCUCUCUGCAGCCCUAUGAAGAUAAUCCUUGUGCCCAUAAUAAUGGCAACUGUAGUCAUCUUUGUUUACUAAGCACUAAUGCUCAAGGUUAUAGUUGUGUUUGUCCUACUGGCGUCAAGCUGAUAUCGGAGAAUACUUGUGCCAAUGGUUCCCAGGAAAUGCUGUUUAUAGUGCAAAGGGGGCAGAUCAGUAAAAUUUCCUUAGACUCACCGGAUUUCACCAUAUUUCCCCUGCCUUUGGGGAAGGUAAAAUACGCCAUAGCUAUUGAUUAUGAUCCAGUGGAUGAGUAUAUUUAUUGGUCUGAUGUGGAAGCUUAUUCGAUUAAAAGGGCUCAUCCGGAUGGUACCGGGGUUUCAGAUUUUGUUACUUCCGAGGUAAGACAUGCUGAUGGCUUGGCGGUAGAUUGGUUGGCUAGAAAUCUUUAUUGGACUGACACUGUUACUGAUCGUAUAGAAGUAAUGCGGUUAGAUGGUUCGGCUCGUAAGGUUUUGGUUUAUGAACACUUGGAGGAACCUAGAGCAAUUGCUUUGGCACCCACUUUGGGUUGGAUGUUUUGGAGUGAUUGGAAUGAAAAGAAACCGAAAGUAGAGCGGGCCUCUUUAGAUGGCUCUGAGCGAGUGGUUUUGGUGUCAGAAGAUUUAGCCUGGCCUAAUGGUAUAGCUUUGGAUAUAGAAGCUAAAACUAUUUACUGGUGUGAUGGCAAGACAGAUAAAAUAGAAGUGGCCAAUAUGGAUGGUUCUGAUAGACGUGUGGUUAUAAGUGAUAAUCUUAAACAUCUGUUCGGCUUAAGUCUGUUGGAUGAUUAUUUGUAUUGGACCGAUUGGCAAAGAAGAUCCAUAGACAGGGCUCACAAGAUUACCGGCAAUAAUCGUAUAGUGGUGGUGGAUCAAUAUCCCGAUUUAAUGGGUUUAAAGGUGACGCGUUUAAGAGAGGUAAAAGGCACUAAUGCUUGUGCCGUACGCAAUGGCGGCUGUUCGCAUUUGUGCUUAAAUCGUCCUAGUGAUUAUGUCUGUCGCUGUUCCAUAGAAUAUGAAUUGGCCAAUGAUAAGAAAACGUGUGUUAUACCCGAGGCUUAUUUACUGUUCUCCAAACAAGAAUAUAUUGGACGCAUUUCCAUAGAAAAUAAUGAGGGUAAUCAUAAUGAUGAGAAAAUACCCUUUAAAGAUGUACGCUAUGCCCAUUCUCUCGAUGUGGAUGUAGCCGACAAACGUAUCUAUUGGACGGAUCAAAAAUCUAAAUGUAUUUAUCGAGCUUCAUUGAAUGGUUCCUAUGUUCAGCGCAUAGUGGAUGCUGGUAUUAUAAGACCCGAGGGUAUAGCGGUAGAUUGGUUGGGUCACAAUAUUUACUGGACCGAUUCGGAAGCUAGACGCAUAGAAGUGGCUCGCUUGGAUGGUAGCAGUCGUAGAGUUUUAUUAUGGAAAGGAGUAGAAGAACCUAGAUCUUUAGUUUUGGAACCACGUAAAGGUUAUAUGUAUUGGACCGAGUCGCCCUCAGAUUCCAUAAGAAGAGCAGCCAUGGAUGGCUCGGAAUUGCAAACUAUUAUCUCCAGUGCCAAUCAUGCUACCGGUUUAACUUUGGAUCCAGAAACUAGACGUCUCUACUGGGCUACUCAGUCCAGGCCCACUAAAAUUGAGUCUGCCGAUUGGGAUGGCAAAAAAAGACAAGUUCUAGUGAGUACAGAUGUAGAUGAACCCUAUGCCGUUUCCCUGUAUCAAGACUAUGUUUAUUGGAGUGAUUGGAAUACGGGAGAUAUUGAAAGAGUCCAUAAGAUUACCGGACAAAAUCGCAGUUUGGUACACAGCGGCAUGACUUAUAUCAGUUCCUUGGUGGUAUUUUAUAAUCAAAGACAAGUGGGCACUAAUCCUUGUAAAUUGAAUAAUGGUGGUUGUUCCCAUUUGUGUUUGGCUUUACCUAGCCGGAGGGGCAUGACUUGUGCCUGUCCUACUCAUUACACCUUGGCCAAAGAUAAUGUUUCCUGUAUACCUCCUAAGAAUUAUAUCAUCUUUAGUCAGAGAAACAGUUUUGGACGCCUAAUGCCUAAUACUACAGAUUGUCCCAAUGUGCCAUUGCCGGUAACAGGCAAAAAUAUACGGGCGGUGGAAUAUGAUCCCAUAACACAUUUUGUUUACUGGGUGGAGGGCCGCAGUCAUAGUAUUAAAAGAGCCUUAGUUAAUGGCACUAGAGCUUCGGUUUUGGUAGGUUCUGGUUCUCAACCUUUCGAUAUAGCCAUAGAUGUUAUAGGCCGUUUACUGUUUUGGACCUGUUCCCAUUCGAAUAGCAUAAAUGUUACCAGUUUUGCUGGCGAUUCUAUAGGAGUCAUAGAUACUGGCGACUCGGAGAAGCCUCGUAAUAUAGCGGUACACUCCAUGAAACGUUUAUUGUUUUGGACCGAUGUGGGUAGCAAACAAGCCAUCAUACGUUCACGGGUAGAUGGAGCUGAACGUGUAGUUUUAGCUUUUAAGCUAGAAGGUGUUACCGCCUUGGCUGUGGACCAACAAAUUGAUAUGAUUUAUUAUGCCCAUGGCAAGCGUAUAGAUUCCAUGGAUAUCAAUGGCAAAAAUAAAAAAAUUUUGGUUUCCACCCACAUAUCUCAAGUCAUAUCUAUAGCUGCUUUACAAGGUUUUGUUUACUGGCUAGAUGACAAAACCGGGGUGGAGCGCAUUACUAUUAAUGGUGAGGGUAGAAGAGCAGAAAUGCAGCGUAUGCCACAAAUUACCGAUAUAGUGGCGGUUUGGACUCCAGAAUCAAAAUUGUUUAGAAAUCAUACGUGUCUACAUGCCCGCACCAAGUGCUCCCAUAUUUGUAUAGCUUCAGCUGAAGGCCGUAGUCGUGAAGUAUGUUCUUGCCCUAAAAAUCUAAUGCUUUUGGAAGAUGAACAAAAUUGUGGUGCCUUGCCGGCCUGUGGACCUGAUCAUUUCACCUGUGCUGCCCCAGUGGCUGGAGGAGGAGCUAAUAGUGAUAUGAAUAAGGAUUGUAUACCGGCCUCAUGGCGUUGUGAUGGGCAAAAUGAUUGUCCCGAUAAAUCCGAUGAAGUGGGCUGUCCCUCAUGUCGACCAGAUCAAUUCAGUUGCCAGUCGGGAGAAUGUAUAGACAAAGCUUUAGUUUGUGAUGGCACCACCAAUUGUGCCAAUGGACAUGAUGAGGCCGAUUGCUGCAAACGGCCGGGAGAGUUCCAAUGUCCUAUUAAUAAGCUUUGCAUAUCAGCUGCUUUGUUGUGUGAUGGCUGGGAUCAUUGUGCUGAUGGAGCUGAUGAAUCAGCUGACAUUUGCUCCCAGGCCAAUACUAGACGCAUGGCUCCUUCCUCGGAUAAAAAGGCUUUUAUGAUUUUAAUAGUGGCCACCAUGAUUACUAUAUUUUCCAUAGUUUAUUUAUUACAAUUUUGUCGCACACGUAUAGGUAAAAAUCGCAAUGAACCCAAGGAUGAUCAAGCCUCGGAUCCUUUAAGUCCUUCUACACUAAGUAAAUCGCAAAGAGUAUCAAAAAUUGCCUCUGUGGCCGAUGCAGUGCGCAUGUCUACUUUGAACUCACGCACCAGCAUGAAUUCCUAUGAUCGUAAUCAUAUAACCGGAGCCUCUAGUUCUACCACAAAUGGCUCCAGUAUGGUAGCCUAUCCCAUUAAUCCACCACCCUCUCCAGCUACCCGCUCAAGGCGUCCAUAUCGCCAUUAUAAAAUUAUUAAUCAACCACCCCCACCUACACCCUGUUCCACCGAUAUUUGUGAUGAAUCCGAUUCGAACUAUACCAGCAAAUCGAAUAGCAAUAAUAGUAAUGGCAAUACCAAAUUAUCCUCUUCCUCAGCCAAUGCCAAUUCCUGUCUACAGUACGGCUACGAUAGUGAACCCUAUCCACCACCACCUACACCACGUUCUCACUAUCACAGUGAUGUUAGAAUAUUACCUGAAUCCUCUUGUCCUCCUUCGCCUAGCUCAAGAUCUUCUACAUACUUUUCACCACUGCCUCCACCACCCUCACCGGUACAAUCACCUAGUCGAGGUUUCACGUAACAGUUUGAAAUUUUUAUGUAAGUUCUUUUUUUAGUUUAGGUUUUUUUUUAUGUUAUCUUAAAACUUUAAGGCUUCCAAAUUUUAUUUAAACCCCCUUUUAUAAGUUUUGUUGUAAAUACUUUAAUGAAAAUUUAACCUAAAGUAUUAAUUUAUAAUUGUAUAUAACUUUUCUUAAUUCUUAAAUGAAAUUAGAUUUAAAAUGUAAAUGUAAUUUAUCUAAAACAAACAUAUCCAUUUGAGGAAAUUUUAAUUUUAAUAAUUGAGGCCAUUUCUUAAACCUAUUAAACCCUCCACCCUUUAAAAGGUAAACAAAUCUUAAACCCCUUUUUAAACAACGAAUGAGAAAAUAAACAUUAGACUUGAAAAAUUAAAAAGUAAAAGAAAUGCAAUUAAAAUAUUAUAACAGAUAACAAAAGUCUUUAAAAUACAUAUUAAAAACAAAACGUAAUUGUCAAAUAAUUUAAACUUAGUUUUAUACAAACUCAAACAAAUUUCAUAAAUUUGAACAGAAUUUAGAAAAAAAAUCUUUAAAUUUAACAAAAUUUUUAAUUUGUUUAUAAUAAAUGUUUUUAGUGGUAAUAUUCAACUCAAUUCCACAAGGCCAUGGGUUUGUAAUUGACAACAGAAACAAAACCUUUAUUAAUAGACUGUCUAUUUUAAUUGUAAUUUAAAAAUGAUAAGUAUCGAGUAUAACAACUAAAACGGGAUUAAUUAAUUUAAAGAAAAAAAAGGAAAAAAAUGUUCAAAUUUAAAAAAAUAAUGUGCCAAAUUUAAACAAAUAUAAUACUUACUUCAAACUUAUUAUAACUUAUAGAUAAACAAACAAAUAUCAUAAAGAAACCUACAAGCAAUUUUUAAGUUAAAAUUUAUUUAUAAAAAUCCAGGCAUGGAAAAUUUUAAUUUUGAAAUAGUACUAAGGUUUUAAUAAAAAUAGUA